Messenger RNA from Salvelinus fontinalis (brook trout), 5906 nucleotides. Its product is annotated as caspase recruitment domain-containing protein 14-like. The transcript is spliced from 21 exons. The record is from RefSeq and is a predicted model, not a curated record. Gene Ontology annotation, molecular function: protein binding. NCBI's taxonomy places the organism in Eukaryota, Metazoa, Chordata, Actinopteri, Salmoniformes, Salmonidae. Bases 1073 to 4021 code for a protein of 982 amino acids. Gene Ontology annotation, biological process: regulation of apoptotic process.
ACGCUAUUUUAAGUAGGCCUAUAUGUCUUUUACUUUAAAUAGAUGCGUGUGAAUUGUACUCAUUUCCUGAAAUUCCUCAUGGUUAUUCAGUAACAUCUGUUAAUUAUUGUUUCUCAGUAUUAUCUCCCUGCAUUUGACAGUUUUGUAGUCUACUUGAAUGCAUGCUAUCGUGUACAGACCAAAGGCAAAUGUGUAACCUACCCUUUGUAUGUAGGGUUUUGUUGUUAUAGCCAAACUUUGCCAUUGUAUUAGUUUACUCGUGGUAAUAACAGUCACAUAGGGUAACAACACAAUAUGAGGCAUGCAUAUACAGGUGGUACAUUUCCAGCGAAGAUCCCCUAUCUCUUGAUCUAUUGUUUUCGCCCCAUGAUGAAAUCGAGGAGGGGACUGUGAAUGUGUGUCGGUCCACCCGUCCGUUCGUUUAGUCACACGCGAUAUCUCGGACUGUACUGAAAAUAAUAUUUGAUGAAACUUCGGUGAAUUAUGCGUUUUGCUAUAGAGAUCCGGCAUUUACAAAAUUACACUGAUUGGCCCAAUGCGGGAGCUAUAGUAAUUGGAAUUAAUGAAAUUGAUUAGUGAAGUUAAUUCUGUAUCUUUAUGACAGUGGUUGUGAAUCACAAAGAUACAGAAUUGUUAAUUCCUUCAUGUGAUGUGGCCACAGUGCAAUAUGGCUUCAGUAAUAAAGAAAAUGGAGGAAGGCAAGUAGCUUUGUGUUCUAACAGCGGAUAUUGAAUCGGAGCCAUGUAGUGCAAACAAAAGGUUUUCCCACACACACACACACACACACACACACACACACACACACACACACACACACACACACACACACACACACACACACCCCCACCCAUAGACGCCUACACCUGCUGAGAGUGGAAAAUAAAUCUCUCUCACACAGUGCUGGAGUUCCUGUGUCUCUGACAGUUUGCUUUUCUCCCAGCAUCGGACCGCGAUGAUGCUAGGUGCGUGUGAUUGAGUGUGUCUCUCUUCAGGGACUGCGUCUGCCUGCGACCACCAUUGACCGUGACACUCGCCCGAAGUGUGUCGCCUCACACACACGGCCACACUCAUCAUGGCAGCGGAGUGUGUUCCGGAGGGGCCCGACCUUAAGGAGAUGGGCGACGAAGAUGUAUGGGAGCUGAUCAACGACAACCGCCAUCGUAUCUCCCUGGGUGUGAAACCAUGUAUGUUGAUCCCCUACCUGCGCCAGGCCAGGGUCCUCACAGAGAUGGAUGAAGAUGAGAUCCUCUCCAGCCUCAAGCUCACCAACCGCUCCAUGAGGACCAGUCACAUGCUGGACCUGCUGCGUAUCCAGGGGAGGAACGGUGCAAUGGCCCUGCUGGAGAGCCUGAUGAUCCACUACCCCGCCCUCUACACCCAGGUCACAGGCCGCAAGCCCAGCACCGAGCCCUCUGGCUUCAGUGGCCUGAUUAAGUACUCGGACUUGACCGAGUACCUGGUCAGAGCCGUGACAGGGAUGCAGAAAGAGCUGCAGGAGGCUCGGCAGGAGGCCAGUCGGCUGGGGUCCUGUUGCACCUCCCUGGAGGUGGAGCUAGGUCAGACGCUGGAGCAGCAGGAAGAGGCUCGCCGCCUUAAGGCCGACCACGACCGCAUGAGGAAGAACUUGGCUGCCGCGCACCACGACAUCUUGAAGCUGAAGGACGAGAAGUGUGACCUGUAUGCGCGGUACACGGCCGCCAUCGAGGAGAGGUCGGCCGCCAACAUCCACUGUAGCGACCUCAACCUGCAGGUAUAUCAGCUUCAGUUUGAGCUGCGCAAAGCCCAGACAGAGACAGACUUCGAGAGGCAGCGCUCGCUCAAAUGCACCACCCCCAGCGAGACGCAGCAACUGCGGGAAGAGAUUAGCACUCUGAGCAGGCAGCUACUGGUGGCCGAGAAAUUCACCCCGGCGCGUGAGGAUAUCCUGGCCCAAGAUCUGGCUGAGGCGAUGGAUGGCCGUAUGGAGCUGGCUGAGCAGCUCAGGUGCUACAGAGAGGAGAAUGAACAGCUGGCCCGCGAGAGGCGGGAGAUGGUGGAACAUAAGGAGUGUCUGGCGCUGCAGGUUCAGAAGCUGACUCUGGACUGUGAGAUGUACCAGCAGAAGAGUACUGUUAUACAGAGCCAACUGAGGGAGCUACAGGCAGAGAGAAACCACGCGUACCUGUCCAGAGACGAGGCCCAGGCCCAGAUAGCCAGGAGCCUGGCUGAGAAGGACACGCUGCGCAGCCAACUGGUGGAGCUCCAGGAGGUCUUCACCCUCAGGGCCUGGGGGGCCUACCGAGGAGGCCCCGACACACCAGGGGAGAGGAAGUUUAGCUGGGAGAGCCAGGGCUCCAGCAGUGACAGCCUCCCCUCCAGCCCCCCACCUCGUCCCCGCCUCCGCCGCAUGCAUGCAAUUUACCCUGAUUCCUUGAGAGGAUGCAGUAUAAAGAGUGGUGAUAAUACUCCAAGUAGUGUCCGGUCCCAAAAUGUGGAGCCUCCAUGCCCAGAGUCACUGCGGAGACGAGAAGAGACCCUAUGGUACAAUCGAGACAGCUCAGAGACGGCUGAAUGUGACGUCUUACUUGACAAUGACUUUGUGUUCUUCCCCAGUGGCAAAGAGGUUGAGCAACCUGUUAUGUCACCCACACCUUCCUGCCAAAGCAACAACAGUGAUGGUCUCUCCAGGGCAUCAGCCCCCCCGUUCCUGCUGCGCUCCCGGCCCCGGGCCAUGCGAAUCACGGGCCGAGUCCUGACCAUCUCCUUCCAGGGGGAGGCGCUGCUGAGCCAGCUGCAGGUGGUGGGGGGUAACAAGACGGGCGUGUUCGUCCACCAGGUCACUGAGGGCUCUGCCGCCAACACAGUGGGCAUUAGUUCGGGGGCACAAAUACUGGAGGUGAAGUAUGAGCAGGCUCAGCAGGCUCUAAGGAUGGUUCUGGAGGACUCCACCCUGGAAGAAGCCAUGUGGGCUCUGGGGCAGGUCCGAGGCUUCUGCCACCUCUCCCUGAGGCCCAACCAAAAUGCCUAUGAGAAGCUCCUGCUCCAGCUGCAGAGUGGCGAGGCCUUGUCAGGUGACUCCUUCUACGUGCGUGUCAACAUGUCGUUACCCGGGGGCUCGCAGGACGCUCUGACCGUUUCCUGUAACGACAUCCUCCACGUCACAUGCACCCGCCCAGCGGGCGCUGACUGCUCCUGGAGGGCCAGCCACGUCCACCCUUGCCAACUGCUGGACCUCAAGACGGGCAACUUGCCCAACUACUACAGGGCCCAACGCCUGCUGAUCAGAGCUAUCGAGGACAUGAGCUUCCAACCCAUGACACUUAGAAAGGCCCAGGACAAGAAGAAGACUGUGAGGAUCGUCAGUACGGGUAGACAGGGGAGGAAUCCUCUGUGGGUCUGUGUAGAAGACAGCAAGGACAAGAGCACUGGGCCAGGGGAUGCCUCUGCACCCAGAAGCUGUUUGACCCUCAUGCCCUACACCCUGGUCACGCCCCACUACCCACCCGUCUGUCGUCCGGUCCUCCUACUACCCACAAUCCUCGGCCGUGUCCUGGAUCAGAAGCUGGCCGAGUGGCAGGGCUUUCAGUUGUGUGAGCCAGAGUUAUUGAGUUCCAGCGAGCAUGCUGCCAGGCUGCAGAGGUCUGAGGUGCUGGAGGAGUGUGAACAGGGGGGUCAGCGGUGUUACACCCUGCAGAGUGUUGAGAGGGUCAUGAAGCAGGGUACCCACUGUGUGCUGCCUCUAGGCCUGGACUGUGUACGCCGCCUCCACAGGGCAGAGAUCUUCCCCAUCAUCAUCUUCAUCGGCCAUUCCAAGUGCAGAGCACGCAAACUCAAGUCUAAGGUGCAGCGUCAGGGCUGGUCCGAGGAGCAGCUGCUGGAGUGUUCUCGCAGCGAGGAGUCCCUGCUGGACAAGCUGCCCUGCCUCUGCCGCAGCGUCAGCCCUGACUCAUGGUACGACAAAACCACUCUGCUCACCACCCUGCGCUCCAUCAUCUGGGAGGAGCAGAAGAAGAUUGUGUGGGUGGAGCCUGAUUUGUGGUGAUUUUCGGGCAUCAGAGGCAUCAAUGUGAAGUUUAUUGAUGAGGUACUGGCGGCUAAAUUGGAUGUCUUUGAAUUCCUUUAUUUGUAAAAUAAAUGAUUUGGAAUAUUUGUAAAUGGAUCAAACGGAGAAGGGUCCCAAUAGGCAUUGCAUACCUGGGCAUUAUGAGACAAGGGAAAUUGAUUGUGUAUGCAUGUGUAUCUAUGAUAGCUACCUAUACACAUGAAUUAUGUAAUGAAGGUAGUAGUAUGAGUAUGAAGGUAGCAUGAUGAGAUGUACCAGCACUUUGGUUUAGCUUCAUUAAGUUCUUGUUGUUUUUCCCAACCUAUAUUUACUUGUAUUGUGUUUGGGAACACUUUUUCAAUUAUCUUUAUUAUCAUAAAGAUAUUAUACUGUGUCUUGUAUUAUAUACUGUAUAUAUAUAUAUAUAUAUAUAUAUAUAUAUAUAUAUAUAUAUAUAUAUAUAUAUAUAUAUAUAUAUAUAAUGUACUGUAUUAUAUACAGGAUUUCAACAAACCUGUGAAACCAUAGCCGUACCCAAGUCACACCAGAAAUGUAAUGUAGGCAUUCUAGUCAGACUAUGUUGACUAACUGUCAGACAGUUUUAAAGUUUCCGUACAAUGAGGGAUUUAAUGACCUAUUCUGAAGUGUGCAACUCAAAGUGGGGUUAAAGUCUAAUGAUAGUAGGCAUUAUAUGGAUUUAGGUUGGAACUUGUUUUUAAAGCAGUGGUAUUCAAAGUCUGGGCUAGGGACCCCUGUUGGGGUCAUGGGGGAACUGCAGUUGGGGUCGCCAAAAUAAAACGAUUAAUAAAAUAUAAAAAUGAAGAGUACAGAUUAUUUUAUUCGACAAUAUACAAACGUGAGAAAGGUCAUUUAAAAAAUAAAAUUGUAUUGAGUCAAUGUAUUUAUUGAUUUAUUUUCAUUUUGAUGAGAUAUGAAAAUGCAAUAAAUUGAAGGUUAUUUGAUUUACAGAUUUUAAGGUUGUGUCAAUACAUUUGGGUUGGGGUUGCGAGAAAUGAUUGAGGGGAAAAUGGGGUCCUCAGAAAUGUUUUGAAUAACACUUUUUUAAAGGGUGACAAAGUAACUGGUAUUACACGAUAUUAUGAUGUUGUUGUAUUUUAUGAUAUAUACAAUGACUACACAGAGCUCAGGUAUCAUUGACCCUCAGUCACUCACUCUAGGAAUGAGAACGAAGAAUUGUCAGAGAUUUUCUCCUGUGCAACGCUUAGGUCUACUUGAUUAGGCCUACUUGAUUAGGCCUACUUGAUUAGGCCUACUUGACUACUUCCUCUCUUUAUGAUCUUUCCCUGCCCUCCUAAAUAACCACCUGGUACAGUAUUAGGCACUGUCCCUGAGCCAGCUGUCUAAAACCUACUUAUUGUGUUAUGAGAUGUAUAUGCAUGUGUUAUAUCAGUUGUGUCAUCAUUUUUUGGUAAGAAUGUUUAUGAUAAUUGCCAUCCUAGAUAUAGGCUAUGCAAUUAAUUAACAGAUGGUGGUGGAUUAGAGUUAUGGCAAUAUUUUUUUUAAUUUUGUGUGAUUAAACAUUUUUAUAAUGUUUGUCUUGCCAUCCGAUUGUUGUAAAAUGUGUUUACAGAUGCAUUACAAUCUUUUGAAAAUACUAUUAUAAAAUAUGUAAUUAUUUUGUAACUAAAUACAUUUUUAUCAUACUAUUACUUUCGUAUUUGCACAUUUAUGUCAAAGCAAAGUCCUCAGGAAGAAUAUAUGGUUUGGUUUCUUUCAAAUGUCAUCAUUAAUUUUGCUAACUCCUGCAGUUAAUUAUCCUUUAAGCUUGAAGUGUGUGUGAGUGCACCAGGUACAUUUGAACGGUUGAUGCUCCAAUGUAACCAGCAGAGGGGGCAAGAUUAAAAGGGAACGUAGGCAACCCGCA